Messenger RNA from Dentiscutata erythropus, 178 nucleotides. The record is from the annotation of a GenBank genome assembly. Lineage: Eukaryota; Fungi; Glomeromycota; Glomeromycetes; Diversisporales; Gigasporaceae.
UAAAAGAAUGGUGUCGAGUUGUCGUUCCAUUUAGUUUUACCAAGAAAAGGAGUAUGAUCGCAUUAAAGAUUUAUGAAAUGUUUCUUGAACAAGGAAGUAGUACGUCCGCUCAGAAUGAAGCUCAAAAGGUUCUACCAUUUUUCGAUAAACCAAAGAACUCAAUUAUACGAGUUUAUUG